Zingiber officinale is the source of this 731-nucleotide messenger RNA. RefSeq names its product probable protein S-acyltransferase 22. The transcript is spliced from 7 exons. NCBI's taxonomy places the organism in Eukaryota, Viridiplantae, Streptophyta, Magnoliopsida, Zingiberales, Zingiberaceae. The record is from RefSeq and is a predicted model, not a curated record. Bases 123 to 731 code for a protein of 202 amino acids.
AGGUUCUAAAAUAUAGUAAGCAUUGUAGAGUCUGUGACAAAUGCGUUGAUGGCUUUGAUCAUCAUUGCAGGUGGAUCAAUAACUGCAUAGGAAGAAAAAAUUACAAAAGGUUCUUCAUCCUCAUGGUGUUUGCUCUUCUCUUGCUUAUUCUGCAGUGGGCUGUUGGGAUGCUUGUGCUGAUACUGUGUUUUGUUGAGAGAAGGAGAUUUUCUGCUGAAAUUGUUUCAAAGCUGGGUAGUAGCUUUUCCUUGGCACCCUUUAUCAUUGUGGUGGCUGUGUGCACUUUAUUAGCCAUGGUUGCUACUCUUCCAGUUGCACAACUUUUCUUCUUCCAUAUUCUUUUAAUAAAAAAGGGAAUCAGCACCUAUGAUUACAUUAUUGCUUUGAGGAAGCAAGAUCAGGAGCAGGAGCAACUUGCUGUUGGUGGGCAGCAAAGUCCGCAAAUGUCCCAAGUGAGCUCUUUUACUGGACUAAGCAGCACCAGUUCUUUCAAUCAAUUCCAUCGCGGUGCAUGGUGUACUCCGCCAAGAUUAUUCCUUGAGGAUCAGGUUGAAAUUUCACUUCCAUUAGCUGGCCAUGACUUCUUCAUGUGCAUGGAAGUGUUGGAAGAGCUAGAAAGGAGAAGCAUCAAGUGGAACAAAACAGAGUAUGGCCCAAACCUUAGUGAGAGCCGCGAGGGUGUCUUCGGUGUCAAUAGUUCUUGGUGGGUUGAUUACUCAAAUAGCAAUUAA